This is a messenger RNA of Labrus bergylta (ballan wrasse), 4401 nucleotides long. It is a transcript of the gene june, whose product is annotated as JunE proto-oncogene, AP-1 transcription factor subunit. Gene Ontology annotation, molecular function: transcription factor binding; RNA polymerase II cis-regulatory region sequence-specific DNA binding; DNA-binding transcription factor activity, RNA polymerase II-specific. Gene Ontology annotation, biological process: regulation of transcription by RNA polymerase II; regulation of cell cycle; regulation of cell population proliferation. The record is from RefSeq and is a predicted model, not a curated record. Gene Ontology annotation, cellular component: transcription regulator complex. Lineage: Eukaryota; Metazoa; Chordata; Actinopteri; Labriformes; Labridae.
CUCUGACUCACUCUCUGUUCUCGGAUCGUUCAGCAGCUCUCCUCAUCUUCUUCUUCUUCUUCUUCUCCUCCUCUGCACUCCACUUCUCUUCUUCGUCUUCGUCCUGCCUUCAUCCUGCAGCCGCCGACGUCAGUGGAACGUUUUUCUAUCCCCUCUGAUAUUAAGGUUAAUCCGAUUAUGAAGCUCUUCUCUGAGACGCCUCUCUGUCAAUGACGGCCAAGAUGGAGACUCCUUUCUACCAUGACGACUCGCACGCCGUGCCCGGCUUCGGCCACAUCGCAGAAUACGAGCGCUACCAUGGAAACAAGAUGCUGAUGAGUAAGAAGGCCAUGUCGAUGGGGGGUCAACACUUCUCAGGCGGCGGCGGCGGGAGUUCGUCAGGCGGAAGAGGCGGACACCACAACAACUUGGGGCUUGGCGGGAACAGUUCCCUGAUGGGAUCUGCGGCGUCCUCGGCCGACAUGAACCUGCUGAAGCUGUCGUCCCCCGACCUGGAGCACCUGAUCAUCCAGUCCAAUCAGGGUCUCGUCACCACAAGCCCCAUGUCCAACGGCGGCAACCCUUUCCUCUACCGCAACCAUGCCACAAACGAGCAGGAGGGCUUCGCCGAUGGCUUCGUCAAAGCGCUCGCCGACCUUCACAAGCAGAACCAGCUGGUUGGAGGAAGCCCCAUGUCCCCGCCCCCGUCCUCCACCGUCUCCCUGCAGGCGUCCUACCAGAGGAACCUGAUGUCCGGCGGAGACAUGCCCGUCUACACCAACCUCGGCAGCUACAACCCCGGGCAGAUGGCGUACCCUGGGGCACAGAUGGGGUACGGGAGCGGCUCAGGCCACGGCAGUGGCGGAGCCCCUCAGCCACACGCUCGAGGAUUAGACGCUCCUCAGACCGUCCCCGAGGUGCCUCACCCACCGGGCGACCCGACAUCCCCGCCCUCCCUUUCCCCGAUUGACUUGGAGACACAGGAGCGAAUCAAAGCGGAACGCAAGAAGCUACGCAACCGCAUUGCGGCGUCCAAGUGCCGCAAGCGUAAGCUGGAGCGGAUCUCGCGGCUGGAGGACAAAGUGAAGGUCCUGAAGAAUCAGAACUCGGACCUGGCUUCCACCGCCGCCAUGCUGCGGGAGCAGGUAGCGCAGCUGAAACAGAAGGUCAUGAGCCACGUCACCAACGGCUGCCAGAUCACUGUCGGGUCGACCGCCGCCGCCAAGACUGGAGGAGGAGGAAGGGGAGGUACAGGCAGCGAGGACUCCAGCUGCUGAGGAGGCGGAAACCAAAAAGAUGAGGACGUGAAAAUAUCGAGAUGUCACUUUCAGAUUUUGCCGUUUUGUUGCACUCAGCAAAGAAGGUGUGUGUGACGCCUGAACAGGACAGGUGGAUGGUGGGAUUUACGUUGCCCCGUAAACCACUGUCAAUAACGCAGCUGGAGGGGGCGGGGCUAACAUGAAAGAGGGAUGGAUUAAUCCCUAAUGUGGGCAAAAUUCAAUUUUGAAAUUUGAAUUUUGAUGAUAAAGUUUAUAAAACAGACAGAACCAGAGUUUGACACCUGAACUGGAGUUUGAGUUUGAACGGUGUCGACACAUUCAUAUGACAGGUGUUAUAUCUCCAGGUGUUCAACAUGGCGUUCUGUACAGUUUGGAAACACAGCUGUGUCAUCGCACUGGAUAAACUGUUCAGGAAACAGAGGAAUAAAAAGCAGAUUUUCAAAGUAAAAAAACAUGGUUUGAAUAAAGGAAAUGAACAUUUAUACAGUUUCAAGUUUAUCGUUUACGAUGUGUAGUUCAAAGAAGUCAAGAAAAAAAAAUGACUUAUCCUGAAUGACUUCAGGAGUUAUUUAUACAUCAGUGUCGAGUGAUCACAUAACUUUAUGUAAGAGGAAUUUGAAUUUCCCCGUCAUAAUUUACACAAUGUGUUUUCAAAAAGAAAGUUGAACCCUCGUUUUCCAAAUCAAAUGAACACCUCACUCAAACUCUGUCCUCUGAUUACUGUCAUCUCUCUAGUGAGACUCGGAGGUGGUCGGUUUAAAAUCUGAAAGAUGCGUCUGUGUUUUUCUCUUUGUUGCCGCUGGACGCUAAAAACCCUUUAAAGACAAAAAUGAACAAGAAUAAGAGUUUAAAGUUGCACCAUUGUUUGUGACUUCCUGAUGGACCUUUGUGAACGUUGGAUAUCAUCAGGAUACAUUGGGACAAGAGGACGUCUGCAUGAUUCCAUUUUCUCUUUCAAGAUUCAAUUUGAUAAUUACAUAUUAUUUUGAAGUAGAGCAAUAAAUUCUUAAUAUGUGGAGAGUGAUCCACCCUCAUCGUUGAUUUCUAAUUGACUUGUUUCUUUUACGAGCUGCAGGAGUUUUUAUUUUUGAACAAAAUGAAGAAAAAAUGUCAGAGUGUCAAAGUGUUUAUAUAAAAAUAUGAUGCAUAUAAGAUAUGAUGAUUUAGUAACAUUUACUAUUUAUAAUAACUGUCAUGUUAAAAGGACGUCUUUCUGUUUCUACUCAGUGAAAUCAUUUUUUUAUCUGGUUUUAAUCUUUGGAGGUUCAUAUGGAGCACGAUUCUGAAGCUCAAGAGAAAAAAAUGGUUAAUAACUAUUACUCCUCUAUGGCAUUAUAUGACCUUCUAUUGUUAAUAAUAAACCUAAAGCAACAAUAUGUCUGAAUUCAGGUUGGUACGCUUUGGUGCCCACAGAAGGUCUCUGAGUGCAACUGCACCAAUGUGUAUUAGUUGACAAACAGAACGUUUCACAAUGUCUCGGACGAAGCCGGCGUAGAUGUUGUGAGAAGCCGAAGACUCAAGUCGGCUGACAAGGUACGGUAAUAGUUCUGGAUUUUCUGCUGACUCUGCUUGCAUCUGCAGCCCGUUGGUGUAAGGUGGUCAUAAAACUCGAUCCAAGCUGUUUUAAGGCGUUCUUUUUCUCGUCUUGGUGUUACGAUAAAAUCAAUCAUCGCAGGUCUUCAGUCUACAAAUUAUAUUGUUUAAUGACGUGACCAUUGUCAACAACCAAUAGGAGCAGUCUCUCCAGCACCAAACAGGAAGUUGCCAAUCAUGGCGAGGAAUACACAGCACUCACUCAUCCAACUGCAAAGCUCUCGCUGACGUGUAAAAGCCUGUCCGAUAUUUACUGUAGUCCAACUUCUUGCUCGCUCACUCUUUCUUUUUGUAACAAACAGAACAGAGAGGGCUAACUGGCUUCUUUUUAAAACUGAAGGCUGCUGUAUGUGAACUAGUGCCGUUGAGCUGUACGCACUUCUCGCAGCAUGCUGCCAAAGUUACAUCGUGCUGAAAACAGGCGACGGACAGGCACUCUGGACAUGAGAGAGACGCCGUCCUAUCUGUUAAAAGUUAUUGUACUGUUAGAUCGACUUUUAAACUAAUAUUUCAAGGUGGACAAGUUGCAUAUUGUUGCUUUAUCAAUAAGAACAAUAAAAACUUAGUUGAAUUUCUAAGAUUGUUGAUUUUGACCAGCAUUUUUUGUCUGUGUGUGUUUCUAAAAAUUCCUGAAGAAUAUUCAGAUGCAGAGCUUUAUUGUUGCUAUAACUGCAUUCAGAGAAAUAUGUUUUUAUGGUGUAAAAACACACUUAGAUAAAACACUAUAACACAGCCAGCAUGGGAAAAGUGGGCUUUAAUUUAAGUUUCGAUUGUAAUACCUCAAAUGUUUAUUAAGGAUGACUCACUCCUUGCUGUGCUGUAAUGAAACAUAAUGCACUCUGGAUUGUUUUCAACAUAUUAAACAUUAGUUUAAAUGAUAUUCCUGCUUUGGAAAAUGAGGUUCUGAGCUCCUUUAUGGGAGGUUGUGGAUCUGUUCCAGGAGUUCCCUUGGAUCCAGGAUUGGGUGUCAAUGUGUCACUGAGUGUACCUCGAGUUCUUGAGUUGGUUUCUGAGGUCCUUGAAUUUGGUCAUUGGGUCCUCCAGGAGGUUUUUGAAAGCAGUAGAGGUACUCGAGAGGGUGCCUGAUGUCUGAGAGAAGUGAGUAGAGAUCCUGAGGUCAUUACAGAGGUGAAGAAGCUACGAUGUUCAAUAACAUAUUAUUUGCAAACACCUGUAAGCCAAUCAGAGAGCAGGCUGAUAAACUGCAGCGGUGUAAUGAAAAUACUUUGUAACAUUUUAGUGUGCAUUAUUAAUCAAAACUUUCUUACUGACAUCAAACUGUUUAUGCAAUGCAUCUUAGAUUUAUUUUUAAAUGUACAAACUAUGACAGGUUAGGUUUUUAAUAUCUCAGUAAAACAGCAAAUUCCUUUAACAGAAAAUACAUUUAAUGUGCUGUGUCAUGUUGCAGAAAAAUGCAGCUUUCAGACUGAGAAACAUAAAACUGUCACUUAUUGUCUUUGUUAAAAAGUUCACAACUUUGAAAACAAUACAUCAGAGGUUUAAAGGUCACAUAUCCUCCUUGUCUUCAACCAGUUUAAAUAAGUCUCAG